Gongylonema pulchrum is the source of this 1011-nucleotide messenger RNA. The record is from the annotation of a GenBank genome assembly. NCBI's taxonomy places the organism in Eukaryota, Metazoa, Nematoda, Chromadorea, Rhabditida, Gongylonematidae.
GUACUGUCAAAUCCUCGGGCUACCUAUCAUGCACCUACUGGUGAAGGAUUUCGGCCGCCUGAAACUGCUGCGCAUCAUCGACAAAACAUUGUUCGCAUCGUUUUAGAUGCUUUACAGGAAGCUGGAAUCAUUGUAAGUUUAAAUAAUUGGCCAACGCACGGGCUGCCCGUGCGAAGUUGCGUUUUUUUGCAUAGUUCCCCGCAAUUUUUAUCAUUACCAACAUCGGUUUUUUCGGCAAGACCAGGAAUGGGCGCUCCACUACAAGUUGGUGCUGUCGUGGCGCGUACUUUAUCGCAUUUGUGGUCACUUCCACUUUACCCGGUGAACCAUUGCGUUGGCCACAUCGAAAUGGGACGUCUUAUUACGAAUGCCGAAAAUCCGGUUGUGCUUUACGUCAGUGGAGGUAACACACAGGUAAUUUGUUAUUCUAAUCGUCGAUAUCGAAUAUUUGGUGAGACGCUGGAUAUUGCUGUUGGAAACUGCCUGGAUAGAUUCGCUCGAUUAUUAGGACUGCCAAAUGAUCCAUUUCCUGCAUACAAUCUCGAACAACUUGCUCUGGAAGGCAAGAAGCUUAUCGCUUUGCCAUAUACUGUGAAGGGUAUGGAUAUAUCACUCUCCGGCAUACUUUCGUAUAUUGAACAUAAAGGCCUGCAGCUGAUUCAAGAAGGGAAAUGCACGAAAGCAGAUCUCUGCUUCUCUCUGCAGGAGACCGUAUUUGCAAUGUUGACUGAAAUCACGGAGAGGGCAAUGGCGCAUUGCGAGAGCAAGGAAGUUUUGAUCGUCGGUGGUGUUGGUUCCAAUAAGCGACUUCAGUCGAUGAUGUCAAUUAUGGCUCACGAGCGGGACGCAAAAUUGUUUGCAACGGAUGAACGGUUUUGUAUCGACAACGGUGCGAUGAUUGCUCUUGUCGGCUGCCAUAUGGCCCAGGCGAAAAUGGUCAUUCCCAUGGAACAGUGCACUACCACGCAGCGCUUUCGCACAGACCAAGUGCAGGUGGUUUGGAGAGAAUAG